UCCUCUGUAAAUCUUAGCCUUUUUAUUCCUUCAUUCGGCGCCAGCUUUGACUAGUCAUGCUGCGGAGGAAUAUGGCUUCUGAAUUUCACAAGACAGGACUGUCUUUAAAACUUAUCUGACGCGAUAGUCAUUGAUUUAAACAUAGAUAAACAUGGAUAAGCCAAAAAGGAAAAUAAUUGGACAUCGCGUCUGACAGAAACAGGGAAACAAGAUACCUCAAGACAAAAGUAUAUCAAUAUAGGUCGUUCAGCAUUCAAUCGAGUUCGUUUCGUUUAAAAUAAAACUUUUACUUUUAACCAUUUCUGUGAACUGGAGAAUAUUGAAAGCACAGAUGACUUCAAAAUUUGGGAAAAUACGGACCUGCAAUAUUGUCCCAGCGCCAGACAGAGGACAAGCUGAAUGCAAUAUCGCUCUUUUAGGAAUUACUGGCUCGGGAAAGUCAGCCCUUACAGUGAAGUUUCUCACUAAGCGCUUUAUCAGUGAAUAUGACCCUAAUCUAGAAGAUACGUAUACUUCGGAAGAGAUUGUGGAUCAACAGCCUGUUCUUGUGAAACUUAUGGACACAGCUGACCAGGAUGGGCCAGUGAACUGUGGGCGCUAUGUGACCUGGGCCACAGCCUUCCUGGUGGUCUACAGUAUUGACAACCGGCGAAGCUUCGAGGGUUGCCAGCAGUAUCUGGAUGCAGUGACACUGCACACUAGGGGAAUUCAGCCCAAACCAGUUCUCAUCCUGGUGGGGAACAAGCUGGACAUGGAGAGGUACAGGCAGGUGAGCAAGUCUGAUGGGGUGGACCUGGCCUCGCGGUACAGCUGUCUGUUCUUCGAGGUGUCGGCCUGCCUGGACUUUGCCUCGGUGCAGAACGUGUUCCAUGAGGCGGUGCGGGAGGCUCGGCGAGAGGCGGAGAGGGCCUUGCCCGUCCGGCCCCUCUUCAUCAGCGAGGACAGGCCCGUGAUGAGCCUGGCCUCCGCAUCGCUCCUCACCCCCUGCUUCAAAGAGCUGCCCUCCCCGGCCACCGCCAAGCUGGUCACCGUGAAAUCCUCACGGGCACAGAGCAAACGCCGCGCCCCUACACUCACGCUCCUGAAGGGCUUCAAGAUCUUCUGAACUUCCUCUGCCAGGACUCUUUCUGUAGGAGCUCUACUCCCAACUUUAUGUUUCCUUUAUGUGUCUGAUUUUUCUGACUCUGACUGACUUUGUAUGUGCUUUAGUUGAGAGGUUGAACUACAUUAGUCUAAAAUGUGUUGACAUAAUGCAAAUGGAAUGUGAAUCCUAAUGAGAUCUCUUAAGGGAGACCAUUGUGAUCCCUUUAAAUGGAAGAUGAUAUGUUUGCACCUGAGUGUUUAGCUCAGAUGAAAGAGGAGCAGAUGGCAGAGGGUGUCAGACUUGCAUUAAUAACUUAAUGUGCUUGUGCCACAAGAAUUUGCUGAGAUGCUUCCACUCAAGAUCCUAUAUGUGGAAACGGCAGCAUUUAAAUGCAGUGGUAGGUUUACAGAACUGCACUGACUAAUUUAGUCUUUUUUGCAAAGUGGUCUGCUGAAAGGUUUGAAUAUUUUUUUUAUAAAAAUGAACAUAUGAAUGUAGUUUUUAUUCUUUUGAUCUAUGCAGCUGUUUUAACUUAACAGCAAAGACUCUUUGUGAAGCUGUCUUCUGAAGCACUUGAUGGUUAUAAGCCUCACCUUUAAAAUGUUGAGGGCAGUUAAUUUAUGAAUGUUGUAUACGUUUUUUAAGAAAGUGAGGAAGAUCAGCCUGUUAAAUUUUGCGUUUAUUUACUGAUUCCAUCAGCUAUUUAGAUUGACACAGAAACAUUUCUUUGUAUUUGGAAUUAUCCGUGUUAGUUUUCUUAGUAUUUACUUUUUCCAGACAAUGCGCUUUUCAGUGGUCUAACACGCAAAGAUUAAAGUAGAUUAUUUCAUAUUAAGACUUAAACAUCAAUCAGCUUGUGACUGCUUUCUAAUGUUAACCAGCACAAGUUCAGAUCAAGCAGAUUUGUAGCCGGUGUUUUAUUACUGAGGUACAGCUAAUCAUAGCCAUAGUUAAAUUACUGGGCUAGAAGAUCAAGGUCAUGCUUCUUUGUUUUUUUUUUUUUUUACAUGAUUACUUUUUCUGUGUGCCAUUUUGCCCCUAUAAAAGACAAUGUUUAUUAUAUUGGAGUCACAAUUUGGAUUUACUACAUGCAGAUUAUAUCAUAAAACAUCAAAGCAGAGCAUGUCAUAUCUGAUGAGGUGUUCAGUAAGAUUAUUUUAUGAACAUUAACAUCUGUUGGUCAUAUGCAAAACAGCAUUGCAUAGAUUUGAUCUGUGGCCACAUUAUUAUUAUUUGAUCUUUUGCAAUAUUAUGUUUGCUUUUGACUAAUCUACAGAUUUAAAGCUCUAGUUUAUCGGAAACUAUGCAAAACAAUUUAUUGUAAAUGGUUACACUUGAACUUAGAUCAAAAGACUGAAGGCCAAGCAUUUUUAAACAUUUAUUAUGUUAAAAAUAAGUAUGUACAAUCCUACUUUGUUUCUUUUGAUAUACAAAUCAUAUAUAAUUUUAACCAACUGUUUUUGGGAAAGGUAGAUAUUAUAUAUACAAAGUUCUCA
Messenger RNA from Anguilla anguilla (European eel), 2580 nucleotides. It is a transcript of the gene rasl12, whose product is annotated as RAS-like, family 12. The transcript has 6 exons. Lineage: Eukaryota; Metazoa; Chordata; Actinopteri; Anguilliformes; Anguillidae. The coding region runs from base 332 to 1105 and encodes 257 amino acids. The record is from RefSeq and is a predicted model, not a curated record. Gene Ontology annotation, molecular function: GTP binding; GTPase activity.